AUGGGUGACGCCGAGUGUUUUGGCCCAACGGUCACAUGUUUUCUUUGUUGUGAGCGGUGGCAGAGGCUGGUGGCUCCAGGAGACGCCGGCGCAGCCGAGACCGUGGGUCGCCUCUUCCAGCCUGCGCCGAGAGGUGUGGAAAUAUAAACAACACAAGUGUUUGCCUGGGGCUUUGUGAAACAAAUGCUAAGAAGACACAUAAAGAAGAUCCCUAGCAGCCAUUUCUCAACAAUUAUAUAGUCAACUGAUGUAACAAUGGUACUAAUAUUGGGACGCAGACUAAACAGAGAGGAUCUUGGGGUGCGUGAUUCCCCAGCAACUAAGCGCAAAGUUUUUGAAAUGGACCCCAAAUCUCUGACAGGUCAUGAGUAUUUUGACUUCUCUUCAGGAUCAUCCCAUGCUGAAAACAUACUCCAGAUAUUUAAUGAGUUCCGAGACAGCCGCUUAUUCACAGAUGUCAUCAUCUGUGUGGAAGGGAAGGAGUUUCCUUGUCAUCGAGCUGUCCUCUCAGCCUGUAGCAGCUACUUCAGAGCCAUGUUCUGUAAUGACCACAGGGAGAGCCGAGAAAUGCUGGUUGAGAUCAACGGCAUUUUAGCUGAAGCUAUGGAAUGUUUCUUGCAGUAUGUGUAUACGGGGAAGGUGAAGAUCACAACCGAGAACGUCCAGUACCUCUUUGAAACCUCCAGCCUCUUUCAGAUUAGUGUGCUCCGGGAUGCGUGUGCCAAGUUCUUAGAGGAGCAGCUUGAUCCUUGCAAUUGCCUAGGAAUCCAGCGCUUCGCUGACACUCACUCACUCAAAACACUCUUCACAAAAUGCAAGACCUUUGCAUUACAGACUUUUGAGGAUGUGUCCCAGCAUGAAGAGUUUCUUGAGCUUGACAAAGAUGAACUUAUUGAUUAUAUCUGUAGCGAUGAACUUGUUAUCGGUAAAGAGGAGAUGGUUUUUGAGGCAGUCAUGCGCUGGGUCUACCGAGCUGUUGAUCUUCGAAGGCCGCUGUUGCAUGAGCUCCUGACACACGUCAGGCUCCCGCUCUUGCAUCCCAACUACUUUGUUCAGACAGUUGAGGUGGACCAGUUGAUCCAGAACUCCCCUGAGUGUUACCAGUUGCUGCACGAAGCAAGACGGUACCACAUCCUUGGCAAUGAAAUGAUGUCCCCGAGGACUAGGCCACGCAGGUCUACUGGCUAUUCAGAGGUGAUCGUUGUGGUUGGGGGCUGUGAACGAGUUGGAGGAUUUAAUCUUCCAUACACUGAGUGCUAUGAUCCAGUAACAGGAGAAUGGAAGUCCUUGGCCAAGCUUCCAGAAUUUACCAAGUCAGAGUAUGCUGUCUGUGCACUAAGGAAUGAUAUUCUUGUUUCAGGUGGAAGAAUCAACAGCCGCGAUGUCUGGAUUUAUAACUCACAGCUAAAUAUCUGGAUCAGAGUUGCUUCUCUAAAUAAAGGCAGAUGGCGCCACAAAAUGGCUGUCCUCCUUGGUAAAGUAUACGUUGUCGGAGGCUAUGACGGGCAAAACAGACUUAGCAGUGUCGAGUGUUACGAUUCCUUUUCAAAUCGCUGGACGGAAGUUGCGCCCCUGAAGGAAGCAGUGAGCUCCCCUGCAGUGACCAGCUGUGUGGGGAAGUUGUUUGUGAUUGGCGGAGGACCUGAUGACAAUACCUGCUCCGAUAAGGUCCAAUCUUACGAUCCAGAAACCAAUUCUUGGCUACUUCGUGCAGCUAUCCCAAUUGCCAAGAGGUGCAUAACAGCCGUGUCUCUGAACAACCUGAUCUACGUGGCUGGGGGACUGACCAAGGCGGUGUAUUGUUACGACCCCGUGGAAGACUACUGGAUGCAUGUACAAAACACAUUCAGCCGACAGGAGAACUGCGGCAUGUCUGUGUGUAACGGUAAGAUCUACAUCCUGGGUGGAAGACGGGAAAAUGGAGAAGCCACAGACACUAUCCUCUGCUACGACCCUGCGACAAGUAUCAUCACAGGGGUCGCAGCGAUGCCCAGACCAGUGUCAUAUCAUGGCUGUGUGACCAUCCACAGAUACAACGAGAAAUGCUUUAAGCUCUAAACCCAGGGUACCUCACAUGAGAAGCCACACCAGUCCAAGAGGGAAGUUUUAAAAGCUACCAAGUGAGAAUACUUCUUUGUGCUGUACACAGAAAGAAAAAAAGAAAUAAACAAAUAAUCCUGAUGCCUUUCUGCCCAAAA
Molecule: messenger RNA, 2198 nt
Organism: Peromyscus maniculatus bairdii (prairie deer mouse)
Lineage: Eukaryota; Metazoa; Chordata; Mammalia; Rodentia; Cricetidae
Gene: Klhl24
Product: kelch like family member 24
Molecular function (GO): protein binding
Source: RefSeq, a predicted model, not a curated record